UGCACAUACUCUCAUCAGACUUGCAGCUCAGCGCUUGCUGCAUACACUUGCUGGGUUGCAACUUUUUAUUCCUCUCUCCCCUCCCUCACUUCGACGAGGCAGCAAUGAAGUCAGAGUGAUGUCAUAUAAGGAUGCGAGUGCCUGGCAAGGUGACAUAGGUUUUUGGUGAGUGGUAUUCUCCACAGCCAGCGUUGCCUAUCGAGAGAGGCGCGGAGCUGCAAAAGAUGAUCAUCACCACCACCUCAAGCUCUGUCACGCUCUCUCCUUUCUCUACUCCUCUUUCGGGCUGUCAUUUCAUGCCAGAAGACCUGACCUGCCUUCCAAAAAUAAGCCUUUACCGCCAUGCCGAAGGAAGAAAAACAAGAAGAGAGGUAUUUUUAGGGCCAUUAACUUUGACCACGUGCCCCGAAGGUAAACUGGAUGGCCAUUGCGCAAAGGUUCUUCAUCGGUAUGUGCAACGAGGCCAGCACGCACUGGACGUUGACUGCAAUUGUUCUCUUGGGGUCUCUAUUGGGGAUUGUGUCAUCAUAUCCGAUUCCAAGCAGGACUAAUGCAACUUUAUUGGAGCAAAGGUGGGAGACCCUCUUUUCCCGCUCUGUUCUGGGAAUCUCUGGGUCGAAAUCGGACAUGAACUGGGAGAGUGACUAUUUGCUGGGCAUCAAGAGAGUGCGGCGACUUUACUGCAAUGUGGGCAUUGGAUUUCACCUGCAGAUCCUCCCUGACGGCAGGAUAAACGGUGUACAUAAUGAGAACCAGUACAGUCUAAUAGAGAUCUCUACGGUGGAGAUAGGAGUGCUAAGUAUGUAUGGGGUGAGAAGUGAGCUGUUUGUCGCAAUGAACAGCAGAGGAAGGUUGUAUGGAACGAAAUUCUUCCGGGACGAGUGCAAGUUCAAGGAGACCUUGCUGCCAAACAACUAUAAUGCCUAUGAGUCUUCGGUUUACAAGGGCUCCUACAUCGCCCUCAGCAAACAUGGCCGCGCAAAGAGAGGCAACAAGGCAACCACCGCCAUGACUGUCACACACUUCCUCCCACGAUUAUUAUGAUCAAAGUUGGCAAUAACUCACUAAUUUGCACAUGUGGAUGUUCUCCCAGGUAAUAUAGAAUUACACAGUAUACAUAUACACCAUUACAAAAGGACUGCAAAAACUACACAAGUAUUUAUUAUCUUUAUAUAUGUAUAUUUGGAUAGCUACCUUUGUAUUAGAACUUAUGUAUGUGUCAUUAUUUGCUGCUUAUCACAUAUCAUUAUCGAUUGAGGAGUGUAAAGCCUUUGCCAGUCUUCGCUUUACUUUGAUGCGUGCCAUAAUGGAAGUAUGCUUCACCCUGCCCCAGUAUCUGUGCGUUAGAGAUGUCGAUGAUGAGUAUGACGUGUCUUCUUUCUAACUCCCAGGAAGCUCCAAAUCCAACUCCCAUUAGACAGAUCUGCAAGUGUUAUAAUGUCAAAAUACUUUCAGCUGAGAAACUAUCGUCAUUUAAUCCCGUUACAGCCGGUAUGGACUUCCAAAAAAGGACAAACAAAACAUUUACAAGCAACUAACAUUUUUUUCCUAUUUCGCACCUCCAAUGUAUUGAGAUGUUGUAAACUUCGGACCUGUGCGUGGCAUUAAUGAGGGAUUGGAUGUGCUGAAUAGGCAUUUUUUCUGUUGCUUCUCAAUUUUUAUUGACACCUUUUCUGGAAAUACAUACUGGUCGUAACUUGAGUAAAUUAAGAUAGUUGCUCAGCCAAACUACAUAUUUGCUCAGUCAAACUCCAUAACAAACAUAUUUUGACAUUAUAACGCUUGCAUAGCUGUCUAAUGGAAGUUUGAAUCGGAGCUUCCUGGGCGUUAAAGACAUCUCUAACUCACAGAUACUGGGGCUGCUUCACCCCGUCUUCGGGGUGGAUGACUAAUAUCCUUAGCUUUUAGGAGUGAAAUGGAUACUUUUUAUUACCUCAAAGAACCACUUGACUGGAUAAAGAGAUGCAUGGAGUUACUGUAUGCUCAAGGAAAUACCUGUUUAGUUUUUAGUCCUUUUUCUGAGACCUUUGAGCACUUGCUGGUUUGCUAUUUUCAAGCAAAAAGGGGGAUUGAGAACGAGACUUCUUAAAUGCACUUCCCUUGCUGCACGAUGUGAAGGUGCCUUGGUGUUCCCACUUGUGGCCCCUUAAACUUGCAUGUAAGAGACACCCACUGUAGUCAGAAAUAGGGCUGACACUCCAAGGAGGGCGUGG
Messenger RNA from Oncorhynchus nerka (sockeye salmon), 2213 nucleotides. Its product is annotated as fibroblast growth factor 4B-like. Gene Ontology annotation, molecular function: growth factor activity; fibroblast growth factor receptor binding. The transcript is spliced from 3 exons. The record is from RefSeq and is a predicted model, not a curated record. Gene Ontology annotation, cellular component: cytoplasm. Gene Ontology annotation, biological process: positive regulation of gene expression; animal organ morphogenesis; fibroblast growth factor receptor signaling pathway. The coding region runs from base 421 to 1044 and encodes 207 amino acids. Lineage: Eukaryota; Metazoa; Chordata; Actinopteri; Salmoniformes; Salmonidae.